Messenger RNA from Drosophila subobscura, 1459 nucleotides. RefSeq lists its product as uncharacterized. The transcript has a single exon. Gene Ontology annotation, biological process: negative regulation of phosphatase activity. Bases 69 to 1439 code for a protein of 456 amino acids. NCBI's taxonomy places the organism in Eukaryota, Metazoa, Arthropoda, Insecta, Diptera, Drosophilidae. Gene Ontology annotation, molecular function: phosphatase binding. The record is from RefSeq and is a predicted model, not a curated record.
UCACAACGGUCUGCUUUGAACACAACAUCAAUUAGAAGAAAUCUUCAGAACAGUAGAGGAUCCUUAGCAUGAUACGCGUCCACGUGGAUAACUAUGCGCCCAAGUACUACAGCGGCAAAUGGUCUUGGGACUCGAAGAAGGACGUGCUACACUUUGAGCCGCACAAUGAUCUGGAGGAUGCCAAGGACCGCUACAUCACAACAAACAGCUUCAAGUUCUUAAGAACCAUAACACAGGAGGAAGAGCUCGUAUUCCGGCAUGUCUUUGUGAGAUCUGACACGACCUACGACACCGAUGCAGUGGUGCUCAACGAUAUAAGAGAUCUGGUGCUCUAUUUUAUGCCACGUGAAUUUCUGACAUACAAGUUUGUCGACUUUAUGCACCAUCGGGCGGUGUACCAGCUGCUCCAUUCGCUGACCAUCUACUUUGAGUACUUUCUCCGAAUGGUGGAAUUUGUAAUGAUCCGCCGCGACGAGCUCUCCGGCAGCAUGGCCCAAAUCCAGAGCGAACAAACGAAUGACAUGAAGCGGGUGUUCUCCAUGUAUCUCAGCCAAUAUCGGAUGCUGGUGGCCCGCAACUACAGCAUAAUCAUCAAGGGGGAGGGCGACUUGGGCAAGUACUACCACAUGAAGGAGAUUGUCAACAUUUCGGCCACCAUUUGGGACAAGAACUUCCACGAGCAGUUCCUCGCGUGCAGCAUUCAGAUCGUGUGGAUUGCAAUGCAUCGCCGGGCCUACAACAUCAUCGAAAUGGAGAUGAAUCGUUUGUUCAGUUCGGAGCACUUUGUCACGGCUCGAAUGGAAUAUCCCAUUUUUACGCCAGUGGAGAAGAGUCUACUUUAUGGGCGAAACAACAAGAUUGUGAACUAUCGCAUGCAGGUGUCGCCCCUCAUUCAGGAGUUGCAGAAUCCCAAAAAGGAGGAUCUGCCCAUUCUGUGGAUCGGGGAUCGCAAGUAUCGCGGCACAGACAUUCGCAUAAUGGAGAUGGAAAUGGAGUACAUUGUGCCGGCGCCGCAACUCCGGCUGAUUGAUGUGACCCACGGUAUUUUGGGGCAUCCCAAGCGGCUCUACAACACCAUCCUGGAGCUGGAUUGGCCCGCUGUGCGCUACUCCAACUUCUCGCUGAAGCACGAUCCGUACUUCAUCGUUCGACAGCCGCGCUUGGCCAUCCCAAAGAUGGAUGCCACGAAGCGGUGCCUGAUGGCUAAGACCUACGACAAUUUCUUCAAAAUCAAUGAGAUCUACGAUCUGCCCUCCCAUGCACUAAACAUCAAGUGGGUGAAACGCGACAAGCUCAUCAAACAUUAUCGUUCGGGUGGUCUGCUCACGAACACCCUGCUGCGUGCCGAGAACGAAGUGAACAGCACGAGCCUCGGGCCCAGCGUGGAUCAGAUUAUUGCCGAUUACAAAAAGGCCAAAGCGAAGCAUCGCAAGCAUUAAAAUUUGAUUUUCCUUCCUGU